GAGCGCCAGGCUGACAGAGCGUGGAACUUGGCGUUGUGACGAGCGGAGAUGCUGAGCCGGCUUCAGGAGCUGCGCAAAGAGGAGGAGACGUUGCUGCGACUGAAGGCGGCCCUGCACGACCAGCUGAACCGCCUCAAGGUUGAAGAAUUGGCCCUCCAAUCAAUAAUCAGUUCUAGAAAAGGGGAUGAGAUGCUGUCUUCUCAGCCUGGUAUACCAGAACAGUCACAUGAUAUGUUGAUGCAUGUAGAUAAUGAAGCAUCGAUCAAUCAAACUGCACUAGAAUUGAGCACAAAGAGCCAUGUGAUGGAAGAAGAGGAAGAGGAAGAAGAAGAAUCAGAUUCCUAAAGGAGGAUGAGACCCAGGAUUUGUUCUAAAAAUUAUAUUUCUAAGCCUCAGACACUUCUUCAGAGAAGUCCUAUGGCCUACUUGAAAGGAAAGCAAGAAUCAUAGGAGGAAUGUGUCAUUGUACAAGUGGCUUCAUCAGUAAUAACUCAAGUUCCAGAAUGUUUUAGGAAAAGUAAAACAUAGUAACAAAAUCAAAGAUAUAAUGUCUUAAAGUUGAGCAGUUUGGAUGGUGCAGUGUUAUGACAGGAUUAGAUUUAGUAAUUAUGUUCAAAACAAAAUUUCCUCUGAAAUCCUACUUGAGAAAGUCUGGAAUUUGCAAAAGGCAGAGUUUAAACACAAAUUAGGCUUUCCAGUCAACAGGUCUUUCAGGAAACCCAGUUAAGAGCUGUUUAUGUGCGAUUGAACCCUUAUGAACAGUUAGGUCACAGUCUAGGAGAGAAAGCUAACAAGACGAAGGACGGGGCACUUGAGAGCACAAGCUGCUGCCAAGUUUCAGAGACAUGGAAACACUGCCCACCUUAGACUCCUUUGUGUGGCUGUUACCACAUCUAGCUUGAAACAUCAUUGAUAAAAGAUUCAGAAUUAAUUAUAAAUAACCAUCAUAGAGCUUGCUGGUUUCCAGAUUCAGAAGGAGAAAGCAGCAUUUCCUCCUCUGAGGGAAAUGGCAAGAUGGCAUAAAAUAAGAUCCAUUUCUGGCCCUUAAAGAAGAAAUGUGUCAUUAAAGAAGAUAUUACUAUGCUUGGGAGAUUGGACUUUUAUAAUAAAAGAGAUGACAACUGUA
This is a messenger RNA of Marmota flaviventris (yellow-bellied marmot), 1126 nucleotides long. RefSeq names its product small nuclear RNA activating complex polypeptide 5 (gene Snapc5). NCBI's taxonomy places the organism in Eukaryota, Metazoa, Chordata, Mammalia, Rodentia, Sciuridae. Gene Ontology annotation, biological process: transcription initiation at RNA polymerase III promoter; transcription by RNA polymerase II. The record is from RefSeq and is a predicted model, not a curated record. Gene Ontology annotation, cellular component: nucleus.